This is a messenger RNA of Micropterus dolomieu (smallmouth bass), 933 nucleotides long. RefSeq lists its product as uncharacterized. Lineage: Eukaryota; Metazoa; Chordata; Actinopteri; Centrarchiformes; Centrarchidae. The transcript has 6 exons. Bases 1 to 933 code for a protein of 310 amino acids. The record is from RefSeq and is a predicted model, not a curated record.
AUGGCCGGUCGGAUAAAGAGCCGGAGGACUCUGAGUCUCCUGAUCCUCCUCAGCCUCCUCAGCCUCACUGAACUAUUUGAGGUGAAAGAUGAUGAGUGGGAGGAGCUCGGCCCCGACAUCGCUGCCCUGCACCGCCUCAGAGGACUGUCUGAACACAUGUUUCACGAAAGGCUCCAGAACGCUUCAGACCAAAGGGUGGACGUUGACCAAAGUUUGCAGCAGUGUGAGGAGGGGUUUACAUCCUGUGACACUCAGAUAAAACAGCACGUUGAUGACCAGAAGAUACAAGUCCAGCAGGAGUACAGCAUGGAUCCUCAUUACUCAGUAAUAGUCAGCAAAGAAUGCCUGUUCAAUGUCUCAUGUGUCCCAGAAGCAGACAGCGACACUGUAGUGAAGAUAUUUGGAAGAGUUUCAGAAGAUGGACAAACUGUGUCUGGCCUUAAAGCAGUCUUAGAAACAAAGCAGGGGAAUCACCAGAUCUACCAGGUCAUGAAUCAACCUGACUCAGUUUCUCGCUACCAAAUCCCACAAAGAGCGGUUGAUCAUAGCACACAGUAUGACCACCAGCAGAUCCUCAUUAUGCAGGAUGACCCUACUGUCAGAAAAGCUGCUACUUCUCUUUAUGAGAAACAUCCAGCAGUUACCUCUGUCUACGUUCUUGAUCAAAACCAGAGACCCAAACUGAUCCAGGUCCUAGGGGGGCGGGACUUGGCCUUAACCUGUCAGGCAACACCUGAACAUAUAAGAGGUCUGGAUGAAGCCCUGCUCAGUCUGUCCCUUCGCUUGCUGCAGAGAGUCGGUCUGCACGUUAUAUUGCCCAUCUUUCCCAGUUGGCUGAGCACCGGACGCAACAUUUGGAAUGAUGGCCGGGCGGAUAAAGAGCCGGAGGACUCUGAGUCUCAUUAUCCUCCUCUGCCUCUUCAGCCUCACUGA